AUGUCAAACAAACCAAAGAUUCGUUUUUUGGGUGCCCCAUGUCCCCAAGCACUCGCUGAAGAGGUGCAGGAGAGACCAGCCCCACACUAGAAGACUAUGGACCUCACUUGGAGUCAAGGCUGGUUGAUUCCCAAGGAAACCAUUAGAGAUGCCCAAACAGAUGAUGCAUGUGGUACAAUGGUUAGUGGAAGAACACAAUCUGCAGUUACCUCUGAGAGAGCACUUGAAAGUACAUUGGAUAAAACGGAAACAUCACAGGAUGACAGCACUCCAUCAGGCUGCCAGUGCUCUCAAUCCAAGGAAAAGUCUGUUGAAGAAAAGGAGUUGUGUCCUGUAUUUGUGACAAAAAACCUAUACAGUAGUUGCUUCCCCUGCUCACAUACUAGUUUAAAUAGACAUGGCAGAGAUGAAAGGCCUACAUCACCUGAUUCAACAGAGACUGAGUAUUUGAGUACAUGAACAAAGUCCCAAGCCUUGCUUCUUCGAGGUAGAGUGUCCCGAUGUCCAACUUCUGGUUUUCUUGAAGACUUUCUUUUUGGUUCUCCAAACACCCCUCCCAAACAAACGCCCUCAGCCUCUAUAAGUUCCCCAGAAUUCUACAGUCCUGUGGUCAGCCCUGAAGAGAGGGGCUUGGGGGGAAUCUUGCAAAGCUCAGGAGAGUGGCAUAAUGAGAGUCUAAGUCAAAGACAGCAGGAGAGAGGGCAUCCUGACGGCAUGCUCUGCUCUCAGGGUAAUGCUAUGGCUGAAAAACAUGUGGAUCAUGAGGAAGUUGGGCUUGAUAUUGACUCACCAACUACGUUUGCACAGACUUCACCUAGUCCCACUACUUAAAAGGUGAAGUUGUCUCAGUCUGUCAGUAAAUCUAAAGAAACAACAGAGCAGAGGGCAAGAAGUACUGCUGCCCCCCUCUGUGGUGCUACAACCCUGCUGGCCAGGUGUAAGACUGAUGGUGUACGAUAUGCCAUCUUGGUUGCUGUGGUGCAUCCAUGCCACUUAAAAGAGGUCAAAGUGAAAACUGGAGCUUCAGCUGGAACCAGUGUGCCUCUAGCAACACUGAUAGUUACAGACCUAUCAGAUGUGGAGAUGAAGAUGGUGCUAUGGAGGACAGCGGCUUUUUGGGCUCUGACAGUUUUUCCAGGAGAUAUUCUGCUAAUUACAGAUGUGACAGUGCACAUAGACAAGUGGAAGACUGAGGCUGUCCUGCAGUCGUCCUUCGCCAGUAAGCUGCUGAAUUUGGGACAGAUCACAAGGGAACAUACAUGUCUAGCCCCACAGAAUUUGAACUGUCAUAAAUUGAGAACGCUGUGCACUCAUCUGUGUGAGGAGCGCCCCCUGUUGGUGUCUCUGCCUCCUCACAAGCCUCAGGAUUUGUUCUCCAUUCCCUUCAUCCGCCUCGGAGCAUUACGUCCUGACACACUGGUUCGUGCUCUGCUUAGGGUUAAACACUGGAAAUUAAUCACAGCUUGGUGUGAUGAAGCAGAGGGGCUAUCCAGAUCAGAUGGUGUACUAAAAGCCAUUUUGAAUGUGGUGCAAGGAAAUGGUCACCAAGGUGCUGUUAUACAUUGGGGACCUACUCUCUCUCGGCUGCAGCAUUUGGAGAGGAACAAAGAUGCUGUGUGGGAGUUCAGGUUGCUGCUACCCAUGCCUGCCACACACAGGAGUGCGUCACUACUGUAGGUCUGAUCUCUUCUUCUGUCUCAUGCAAAGUAUGUACAUAC
This is a messenger RNA of Cyprinus carpio (common carp), 1718 nucleotides long. RefSeq names its product shieldin complex subunit 2 (gene shld2). Gene Ontology annotation, biological process: regulation of double-strand break repair via homologous recombination. NCBI's taxonomy places the organism in Eukaryota, Metazoa, Chordata, Actinopteri, Cypriniformes, Cyprinidae. Gene Ontology annotation, cellular component: nucleus; site of double-strand break. The record is from RefSeq and is a predicted model, not a curated record.